AUGGCUUCCUCUUCCACUGUCUCUUCUGCUUCUUCUUCUUCUUCUUAUUCCACUACUCCUAAACCAAAAUACAAAGUCUUCAUUAGUUUCCGAGGUACGGACACCCGGAGCAGCUUUACUAGUCAUCUGUAUGAAGAACUGUGCAGGGAAAAUAUUGCUACUUUUAUUGAAGAUAAACUUAUCAAAGGAGAUCAAAUUCCUUCAACUCUUUUCUAUGCAAUCAAACAAUCGAUGAUCUUGGUUCUCAUUUUCCCUGAACCAUCAACAGAUGUAAGGAACCAAACUGGCUCUUUUGGUGAAGAACGGUUUAAGGAUGAUCGAGAAAGGUUGCAGAGAUGGAGGAUUGCUUUGAGGGCUGCAGCCAACACAUCUGGCUUCGAUUCAAAUAUCUAUAGGUGUAAUGCUUCAUUUGGCUUAGGAAUUGCUAUAACUUCAUCCUUGUUGGUUUCAAAGGCUGCAUGGAGGCUUGAAGAUGGCUUGGAACCCAAGAAUGAUAAUAGAGCCAUGUAUGGAUCAUCUUCUCUAGGCUGA
Messenger RNA from Mangifera indica (mango), 531 nucleotides. Its product is annotated as disease resistance protein RUN1-like. Gene Ontology annotation, biological process: signal transduction. The transcript is spliced from 3 exons. Bases 1 to 531 code for a protein of 176 amino acids. The record is from RefSeq and is a predicted model, not a curated record. Lineage: Eukaryota; Viridiplantae; Streptophyta; Magnoliopsida; Sapindales; Anacardiaceae.